This is a messenger RNA of Carassius auratus (goldfish), 1883 nucleotides long. RefSeq lists its product as uncharacterized. Gene Ontology annotation, molecular function: protein dimerization activity. The record is from RefSeq and is a predicted model, not a curated record. Lineage: Eukaryota; Metazoa; Chordata; Actinopteri; Cypriniformes; Cyprinidae. The transcript has 5 exons. The coding region runs from base 1050 to 1829 and encodes 259 amino acids.
AACUGUACUUUUUAAUGGCCUAUCUUAUUGUAAUUAUGUGAUUGAGCUCAAACAAUUCAAUAUCAUCAAGUUUUGCCUGUUACUAACAAGACUGGCUGCAGCCUGGCGCUUCCCGUCUCAUGCCGAGACGUGUCCAACGGUUCAAAGGGUCAAAAACAAAAUAUGAAAUCACAAAUUAUUUUCCAUGGAGUCACGGGUAAAUUUGUGAUUUCUGGAUUUUAUUGUUGUGUCCCUGAUGUUAACAUAAAAUUGAUGAAAACUUGAAGAGGUGCUGUACAAUAUUGUAAUGAUUGGAAGUAAAGAGGAAGAUAUAUUUUUCUUUUCAUCACAGCAAAUUACCCAGUGUUGAAAUCCUAGUGUUGGGGACUUUUAGAGUAAAGUGUUAAAGUUGUGGUGUUGAAUUUUAGCUAGUGUAAACAGCCUCCUCUGGCCGAUGUAAAUAAUCAGAGUUACCUUUGAGUGUUAAUAGUCACAUCCGGGACAUUUACUCGUGUGCACGCGCCUGACCCAUCUGAAAUACUUUUCACAGACGCCAUUUUCUUUGCUCACGACGCGGCUCGUAUGAGGACGGAAUAUGGCGAAAUAAAGUGUAUAACCUUACUCAUAAAAUGGGGUUUGUAAUAUCAUAUUGUUUUAUAAUGACAUUUAUUUGCUGUGUGCACAUAAACUUUUCUCAAGGACAUUUCCUUUCACUCACGAUGUGGAACAGACAAGGACGUCUUUUAUUUUCUAUAUGGGAAAUCUAAAAAAAGCACUUUUGUGAUGCUGCAAGUGGGAGUGGAUUUCUUGCUUAGAUGGAAACUGCAGAGAACCACAUCCUGUCGUCCUGAAAAAAAGAAAGAGACUACUUUCUCCAUUGGCACAGACUUUGUUCAGUGAUCAGUAACAUACAUUCAGCCAGGGCUGUCCUUAGGGGGUGCAACUGAUGCGGUCGCACCGGACUCCACACUUGAGGGGAAAACGGACUGAAUGAGCCCCACCCCCCCGGAACGCUUCCUACUUCGCACCGGGUCCCAAAUCAGCUAAGUAUGGGCCUGCAUUCAUAGUUAAUGGGCCUGGGCUGUCUGUAUCCAGAAGGCCGGAGCAUCUCCCUGAUCUCCUUGCAGUUAAAGUGGCAUCUCCCUAAAAUUGUCAAGACGACAGGCACCAAUCAUGGAUCAUCAAUGACUGGAGAGAUUCAACAUUCCCAUGCUGUUACCCAGAUGAAGGAGUUGGCUAGGAUCAUGAAACAUUUAGUGCCCCUAGAGAGUGAGAUCACCCAGGAGAUCAUUAGGUACAAUGUGGACCCCAACCUGGCCAAGUAUGAAGAUGGAGAUGACAUUGUGAAGUGGUGGGCCCAUGUCAUGAGUUUGGGGAAGUAUCCAGCUCUCAGCCAGGUUAUCAGACGGGCCCUCUCCAUCUUCCAUGGACCACUGGUAGAGUCCUCCUUUAGUCUCAUGGGAGAUGUGAUUGAUGCUAAAAGAUCUAGCAUGAAGAUCUCCACCUUUGAUGCAGUGCAGACUGUCAAAUAUGUGCUGAGGUCAAGGGGCAAGACUGGCAUUAGCAUGUUCAAAAGAGCUGACAUUGAUAAAACUCUCUGCCAGAACAUUAGGGUUGCAGCGAGAAGGGACAAGACCGACAGAGAGAAGAGGAUGGAGGCAAAGCAGAAGAGGCAGGUGGAGUAUGGCUGCAGUGCUACAUGUGAAAGUGCAGAGAAGGCCAUGACCACUGCUCUGGCCGAAGAGAGGCAGACACGUCUCAAACAUGUUGAUAAGAAAAUUAAUGCAGCCAGACGCAAGGCCCUGGAUACGUUGCAGGAGGUGGCCAGGAAGAAGAGGAAGUUGGAGUAAAGCAAGAAGAUAGUUCAAUGAGAGUUUAUGUUUCGGAAUAAAAAAUGAAAUCGA